AUUAUCAAAUUGAUACAAAUAUUUACUAUUAUUGUAUAAUGAUAGAUCUUCUCAAAUGCAAUUAUCUCGCAGGAGAAGUACCAUUGAAAGACGUCUUACCUUACGAAGAGAAACUCAACCAUUGGCUGUUGAACCAACAUUAUUAGAGAGAAGACUCUACGAAGCAUUUGAUGUAUUUGACAAUGCAAGAAGUGGAGAAGUCGAUGUUAGAGAUUUGGGAACUAUAAUUAGGGCAUUAGGAUGUGUCAUCACGGAAGCUGAAUUGCAAGAGAUACAAGUAGAAGUAGAAGAUGUUGAAAACAAUUGUGUGCCAAUAAAUAGAUUUGUAGAAUACAUGAGCAAAGCAAUUAAUGAACGCAAAUUCAAGCCAGCAGAACCAGAAGAGCUAUUGAAAGCGUUCCAAUUAUUAGAUCCUGAAAAUCGCGGAUAUAUUAUGAAAAGUGAUUUAGAGAAAUCAAUUAUGGAAAUUGGGGAACCAUUUACAAAGGAGGAAGUGGCCGAUAUGAUGGCUGUAGCUUGUGAUGCGGAAACAGGAAAAAUUAAUUACGAGCAUUAUAUUAACUUACUAAUUGUGAAAAUUCCCGAAGAUAUUAACGUAUAUAGUAUUGUUGAUCAAAUAGAAGCUGCAAAAUUGGCAGCAUUACCUAAACGACACAUAUGGGAAAGUUUUUUAUUUAAAGAUGAUAUUACCUGACAAAAGAGUUGCUAUAUUAUUUGAAAAGUAAAAUG
Camponotus floridanus (Florida carpenter ant) is the source of this 729-nucleotide messenger RNA. RefSeq names its product dynein regulatory complex protein 8. Gene Ontology annotation, molecular function: calcium ion binding. The record is from RefSeq and is a predicted model, not a curated record. Bases 56 to 694 code for a protein of 212 amino acids. Lineage: Eukaryota; Metazoa; Arthropoda; Insecta; Hymenoptera; Formicidae. The transcript is spliced from 5 exons.